Habropoda laboriosa is the source of this 1179-nucleotide messenger RNA. RefSeq names its product cytochrome P450 307a1-like. Gene Ontology annotation, molecular function: heme binding; iron ion binding; monooxygenase activity. The record is from RefSeq and is a predicted model, not a curated record. Bases 1 to 1179 code for a protein of 392 amino acids. Lineage: Eukaryota; Metazoa; Arthropoda; Insecta; Hymenoptera; Apidae. The transcript has 2 exons.
AUGUCAAUCGUUCGAAUCGCGACAACUUAUCGAGAAUCUUCUUCCUCCUAUGUUGCAGCUCUCGCGUUCUGCAACUGGUCAGAGGUGCAAAAGAACCGCAGGGAGAUGCUCAGGGCGCACACGUUCCCCCGCGCCUUCUCCAGCCGUUUCAACCAGCUGAACGACAUAAUCGGCGAUGAAAUGAACGUCCUCGUCAACCACCUGGCCUCCCUGUCCAACACCAACGUGCACGCGAAACCGCUGAUCCUUCAUUCCUGCGCGAACAUCUUCAUCACGUAUCUCUGCUCGAAGAAUUUCCCACUGGACCACAGUGGUUUCCGCAACAUGGUCGGGAACUUCGACAAAGUGUUCUUCGAGGUGAACCAAGGCUACGCUGCCGACUUCCUGCCAUUCCUGAUGCCUCUUCAUCACAGAAACAUGGCCAGAAUGGCGCACUGGAGCCACGCGAUCCGCAAAUUCGUCGUGAAGAACGUCAUCUCGGAACGAUCGGACAACUGGAACGGUGUCGUGCCUGAGAAAGAUUACUUGGACUGUUUGAUCAACCAUCUGAAAACUGGAACCGAGCCACAGGUGUCCUGGAACACUACGCUGUUCGUGAUGGAAGACAUAAUCGGAGGACACUCAGCUAUCGGAAAUCUCUUGGUCAAGGUUCUGGGGUUCCUUACCACGAGACCUCACGUGCAGAAGCGUGCUCAAGAGGAGAUCGAUGCUAUCGGUCUGGCUGGGAGUUUCGUGGGUUUGGAGUACAGAAGAUCCUUGCCUUACGUUGAAGCCAUCAUCCUAGAAACCAUCAGGAUAAUCGCCAGUCCAAUUGUUCCUCACGUAGCCAAUCAAGACAGCUCCAUUGCUGGUUACAGAAUCAAGAAAGACACCUUCAUCUUUCUCAACAACUACGAACUGAACAUGUCCAAGGAUCUCUGGACCGCUCCAGAGGAAUUCAUACCUGACAGAUUCGUGCAGAACGGCAGGCUACUCAAACCGGAACACUUCUUACCUUUCGGUGGUGGUCGAAGAUCCUGCAUGGGCUACAAACUCGUUCAAUACCUGAGCUUCGCCAUCCUUGCCACGUUGUUGAAGAACUUCACGAUAAAGGCUCUGCCGAACGAGGAUUACACGAUUCCGAUCGGGAAUCUUGCUCUACCCGAGAUGACGUUUAACGUUCGAUUCGAACGACGGUAG